Messenger RNA from Linum trigynum, 3926 nucleotides. The record is from the annotation of a GenBank genome assembly. Lineage: Eukaryota; Viridiplantae; Streptophyta; Magnoliopsida; Malpighiales; Linaceae.
UCCAAAUCCAUUUAAUCCAUGAAUUGAUGGAUUGGAUUCAUGGGUCCAUCACUAAUCCACCAAUCCAUUAGCCUAACCUGUUCAGUGUAAAAAUCAAAAGAAACCCUUAACCCUUUGGAUGGACGACAGAGUCGGCAACUCCGGAGAAACCCUUAGCCAUAGCCGAUUGACUGUCGACUGCCGUUCACCCAAGGUCUUCGUUAGCGGCUUCCUUGCCGCCUCCCUUUCCAUCUGAAACCCACCUCGCCGCCUCCUCACCAACUUCAGCUAUCGACUUAUCGCCUCUCUCUCUCUCUCUCUCCACCCUUUCCCGUCCAGCUUCGCCAAUCACUCAAUUCGCCCAAACCCUCGAAGAAACUUUUGAUAUGUUUGACGAGAACCGAAGAAUGAUUAUCGCCUCCAAGGUUUUUGAUGAUCUCUCUCUUUUUCUUUCUUCCUUUAUUCAAUACCCAAUUUCAGACUCUAGGACUCGCCAUGGCAGUUUCACUUCUUGUAGAGUAGUUCUCUAUGGUUUUCCUGAUUUCUGGGUUACAAAACUCUUAGAAGAAAUACCCAGUUCCACAUCUUGUAGACUCGCCAUGGAAGUCUUGAUUAUGAGUUUUUUCCCCUCUAAUGGCGGUUAGUUUUGUCGGGUUUCAGGUCUCGUAGAGAAGAGACUUCACAGAAACCCAACAAAGCUUUUGCUCGCUAGUCGAUUCAACCCUUGAAUCUGGUCUAAUACAGGGUCAGGUGACUCAGGUCUUAUCUCUUGAAUUAAAUUACCAUUAGCCUAGCAGCACUCCCACUUUAAUACAUGGUCGGGUUAUUCACUGAUUUGGUGAAGUGGGUUGAUCUUUUUUGUUGAUAAAAGAGCAUAUAUGUGCUUUGUUUGUUGAAUUUAGUUGGUAUACUGCUGGGUUUCUUGUUUCUGGUGAAGUUGGUAAGUAUGGUUCCUUCUACCGUUUACUGAUGGCUGUCUUUAUCAAGAUGUUAUGCAUUCCAUUUGAUAAGAAGGUCAAGAGGCAACAAAGUAGGAACAGAUUCAACUGUUCAAGGUGCCACUAUCCACUCAAUAAUGAAAAUUGAGCCUCUUACCUCUGGAUCCAUCCAUGCCUGUCUGAAUUUUGCACAAAAACACAGGUCAAAGAAGAAGGUUGCUAAAACAGAAUAAUAGUAGAAGUGUUAUACUCUGAUAGAGCUUCAGUUCCCUGUAACUGCACUCUGUGCAAUCAUAAUUUUAAGAUCAAACCUUCUUUUCAGCUCCGUCUGUUAUUCAUGAACCUUGUUUGGCUACUCCAUAGUUUUGGUUGCUGAGUACUAAACAUAUUACAUAAAGCAUGAUUUGCUGGAGUCCGAGUCUUGGAUCCCAAUUGUCGUGGUUCUUACUUCCUGAAAUAGUACCUCGCUAUAUAAAAUUCAUGUCAAUUAUUUGUUUUCUUGUGUUUUGAUGUAAUGGUUGUCCAAUUCCAGUGGUAACUAAUUCUGCUCUGCAUUUUCUCUGCCAACAGUUGGCUGAUUCCAGUGGUAACUAAUGGCUACUUUGAUGUCAAGUCAACAAAGAAAUGUGAGGAACAAUGUUGAUGGUGGUAGUUCUGCAGAUGAGGAAGAUUUAGCAACGGUGUUGACGUCUAGGGGUUCAACAAGAAAUAAAAAAAAAAGCGGCAAAGAACUUCUAAGGCAUGGGAUACAUUUAAUUAUAUCCCUGGGAACCAAUUUGCAGACAACAAGCCUAGAGCACAAUGCAAAAACUGUCCCAUGCUUUAUGUGGUAAAUAAAGGUAUUUCUAAUCUCACUCGUCAUAGCCUUAACUGUGUUGGACAUGCAACUGAAGUGCCAGUGUUGGCUAUUGGAAACUCAAAAGCAAUAGAUCAGAAUAAAUUUAAGGAGCUAAUGGCUAUGGCUAUCAUAAAGCAUGAAUAUGAAUUUGCAAUUGUUGAGCAUGGUGGACUUCAGAAUGUGAUGGCAUACUUGAAUGAUGGUUUUAAGUCAUUUACUCAGAACACUACUAAGUCUCAUUGUUUGAAGGUUUAUAAGAGGGAAAAGGAAAAGUUGAAAACUAUCUUGAGCAAGGUUCCUGGUAGGCUAUGUUUGACUUGUGAUUUGUGGACUUCUUGUGCUACAGAAGGCUAUCUUUGUCUCACUGUUCAUUAUGUGGAUUCUGAAUGGAGGUUAAAUACUAAGAUCUUGAACUUCUGUCACAUUGCCCCUCCACAUAGUGCAAUAGUUUUGUUUCACGUUGUGUAUUGAUCUGUUGAAGGAGUGACAAAUUGAAAAGUAAGUUUUCUCGAUAACAUUGGAUAAUGCUAGAUGCAACGAUGUCAUGCAAAGUUUGUUGAUCGAUCAAUUGAAAGAAGAUGAUGGGUUGGUAUGUGAUGGGAAUUAUUUUCAUGUUCGUUGUGGUGCCCAUAUUCUAAACUUGAUUGUGCAUGAAGGGUUAAAACAGAUUCGUGCUUCGAUAGAUGUAAUUAGGGAGUGGGUGAAAUAUGUUAAGGGAUCUGAAUCUCGAAUGAUUGUCUUUGAAUAUUGUGCCAAAAGAAGCAACUGUUUAAACUCGAAAGGGUUGUGGUUAGAUUGUCCGACUAGGUGGAAUUCAACAUACAUGAUGCUUGAAAGGGCUGAGCUCUAUCGUCGUGCUUUUCAGCAUUUGAAGUUGGUUGAUAGAAACUUUGAACGAUUUUCGUCAGAUGUCGAAUGGGAAAAGAUCAAGAAAAUUAAGAAGAUUUUGAAACCAUUUGAUGACAUCACAAACCUUUUUUCUGGAGUUCAUUAUCCUACUUCGAACUUGUAUUUCUGCAAUGUAUGGAGGAUUCAAAUGCGGUUGAUGGAGGCAUCUAGAAGUAUGGAUAGUGAUAUUCGCAAUAUGGCUUCAGCAAUGAAGGAAAAAUUUGACAAGUACUGGGAGUCCUAUAGUACUAUUCUCUCUAUGGCAGUGGUCUUUGAUCCACGAUACAAGUUGGAUUCUGUGAAGUUUUGUUAUGAGAAGUUGUAUGGGGAUAUAAAUGUUGCUAAAUCAAAGUGUUCUGAGCUCCAAGGAAAUAUAUGUGAUCUACUCAAGGUUUAUGGUGAUCCCGGUGAUCAAUCUCCAUCAUUUGCUGAGAAUAUUGAUGAAGAUGUGGACUAUGGAGAUGAUAUGGAAGAGUUUGAUUCAUUUGGGGAAAAUCAGUUCUUAGGCGAUAGAACACAAUUAGAUGAAUAUCUGGAUGAUAAGAGACUCAAGCGCAAACAACCAUUGGAUGUUCUUGUUUGGUGGAAGAACAAUGAAUCUCAAUUUCCUGAGCUUGCUCACUUGGCCAGAGAUAUUUUGAGCAUUCCUAUCACAACCGUAGCAUCAGAGUCGGCUUUCAGUAUGGGCGGAAGAGUUUUAAGCAGUUGGCAGAGCUCUCUUUUGCCUGAAAAUGCCGAAGCCUUAAUUACCACUCGUAAUUGGUUAUACGGAUUUCCAAGCGGUGAUCAUGAUAAUGGACUUGAGGUGAAGAUUUCGAAGACAUUUGGAGCAUCCUCGGUGGCCUCUGAUUGUACUCCUCUCUCAGAUGAAUGAUAAUUGUGCAUGAAGUGCCACUAUUUAAAGCUGAUGUUCUGGUGUAGAUGGAGCUGCUGGAGACGUAGCAUUAUGCUGUUGAUGAUGAGAUGAUGCACUUAUGUAGAUGAUGGAAACUCUGAUAUGUGUGUUUCAUAUUUGGGUUUGAUAUGUACCACUUUUGUGAAUUGUUGUUAUAAGUAGGCUUUUGUAGUUUUGGUGUUUGGUAGAAGGAGAUUCAGUGUUCUGUUGCUGCUAGUUUUGGUGUGUGAGAGAAGGAGAUUUAGCAGCUGCAGAAUGGAGUUCAUCAAUUUUAUGGGGAUCCAUUUCAUGAAAGUAUUAAGCUUUUAAUUUUUAUCAUGUACUCUGCUCUGUAAGAACAUGAAUCUUUCUACCUCCACCAUAGUCACUAUAAAAUGGGGAUCUUCUU